AUUUAAGCGCAAAAGUCACCAUGCCCUUCCUCUCCGUAGCAGCUCUGGAGAGGAGCACAUGACGUUUCCUUUCCUGUAGAAACGCGUCUCCUGACGGGGCUGAGGAUCAGCCCCUCACUGCGGGACCUAAGCAUUCAGUCUUUUGAAAGACGAUUUAUCUCGAUCAUCUGCUGGGUAGGCACCUAUCUUUCACAAGGCCGAAUAAAAUGACCUCUGAGGUCCCUAUGUAGCUCGUACAUGGCCUGCAAGUGAGUGAGGGGCGGCGAGUCCGGCACUGAGGGGAAGGCAGCCUCGGCUGAGCACUGGAACGCGGGUAAGUGGUUAAAAAUGUCUGUGGGUCUGCCCGGGGGCGGUCCGGGGCAGGCGGAGGAGGGGCUGAUCCCCGCCGGCCCCGCCGCUCACACCGCCCCUCGCUCAAGUCCCGGCGGCUCCCGGCGGCUCCCGGCGGCGGCUCCCGGCGGCCGGUCGGACGGGGAGGGCGCCCAAGGGACAGUCAUCUCUUUGGAAAGAUGGUUCUUCAUUUCAACUCCCUUUUUGGCUUCCCUGUCAUACUCCUGUACCACUGGAUGGGUUCAACUGUGUCUUUGAAUCUGGAAGAUCCUAAUGUGUGUAGCCACUGGGAAAGUUACUCAGUUACAGUUCAAGAAUCAUAUCCACAUCCUUUUGAUCAGAUUUACUAUACCAGUUGUACUGACAUCCUAAACUGGUUCAAGUGCACGCGACACAGGAUCAGUUACCGUACUGCCUACAGACAUGGUGAGAAAACGAUGUACAGGCGCAAAUCCCAGUGCUGCCCUGGAUUCUAUGAAAGCAGGGAAAUGUGUGUCCCUCACUGUGCUGAUAAAUGUGUCCAUGGCCGUUGCAUUGCUCCCAACACCUGUCAGUGUGAGCCUGGCUGGGGGGGACCCAACUGCUCCAGUGCGUGCGACAGCGAGCACUGGGGACCCCACUGCAGCAGCCGCUGCCAGUGCAAGAACGGGGCUCUGUGCAACCCCAUCACCGGGGCCUGCCACUGCUCCGCGGGCUUCAAGGGCUGGCGCUGCGAGGAGCGCUGCGACCCCGGCUCCUACGGCAACGACUGCCACCAGAAGUGCCAGUGCCAGAACAAAGCCACCUGCGACCACGUCACCGGCGAGUGCAGGUGUCCCCCCGGAUACACCGGUGCCUUCUGUGAGGACCUGUGUCCCCCCGGGAAGCAUGGCCCACAGUGCGAGGAGAGGUGCCCGUGCCAGAAUGGAGGCGUCUGCCACCACAUCACCGGGGAGUGCUCCUGCCCGCCGGGAUGGAUGGGCAUGGUCUGUGGUCAGCCUUGUCCUGAGGGUCGUUAUGGGAAGAACUGCUCCCAGGAGUGCCAGUGCCACAAUGGAGGCACCUGCGACUCGGCGACGGGCCACUGCCACUGCAGCCCGGGCUACACAGGGGAACGGUGCCAGGAUGAGUGCCCAGUGGGGAGCUACGGGCUGCUUUGUGCAGAGACCUGCAAAUGUGUGAAUGGUGGGAAGUGCUACCACAUCAGUGGUGCCUGCCUCUGUGAGCCAGGGUACACCGGGCAGCACUGCGAAACCAGGCUCUGCCCCGAGGGAAUUUAUGGCCUCAAGUGUGAUAAAAAGUGUCCCUGCCACAUGCCCAACACCUGGAGCUGUCACCCCAUGUCUGGGGAAUGCUCCUGCAAGCCAGGCUGGUCUGGGCUGUACUGCAACGAGACGUGUUCCCCGGGCUUCUACGGGGAGUCGUGUCAGCAGAUCUGCAGCUGCCAGAACGGGGCUGACUGCGACAGCGUCACUGGGAAAUGCACCUGUGCCCCUGGAUUUAAGGGUGCAUCUUGUGGUACCCCUUGUCUCCCUGGGACAUAUGGAGUGAACUGCUCCUCCGUGUGCAGCUGCAAAAACGGGGCCACCUGUUCACCUGUGGAUGGCUCUUGUGCCUGCAAAGUAGGUUGGCAUGGUGUGGAUUGCUCCAUAAAUUGCCCCAGUGGCACGUGGGGACUGGGCUGUAACCUGACCUGCCAGUGUCUCAAUGGAGGGGCUUGCAAUGCUCUGGAUGGAACCUGUACCUGUGCCCCAGGAUGGAGGGGAGAGAAAUGUGAACUCCCUUGCCAGGACGGUACCUACGGCCUGGACUGCGCCGAGCGCUGUGACUGCAGCCAUGCAGACGGGUGCCACCCCACCACGGGCUACUGCCGCUGCCUCCCAGGAUGGUCAGGUAUUCACUGUGACAGUGUGUGUGCUGAGGGACAGUGGGGCCCAAAUUGCUCCUUGCCUUGUUACUGCAAAAAUGGAGCAUCCUGCUCUCCAGAUGAUGGGAUCUGUGAAUGUGCGCCAGGAUACAGAGGCACCACUUGCCAAAGAAUCUGCUCGCCAGGGUUCUACGGCCACCGCUGCAGCCAGACCUGCCCCCAGUGCGUGCACAGCAGUGGCCCCUGCCACCACAUCACUGGCCUGUGUGACUGCCUGCCUGGAUUCACAGGAGCCCUCUGCAAUGAAGUAUGUCCUAGUGGCAGAUUUGGGAAGAACUGCGCUGGAAUAUGCACCUGCACCAAUAAUGGGACUUGUAAUCCUAUUGAUAGAUCCUGUCAGUGCUACCCUGGAUGGAUUGGUAGUGACUGCUCUCAGCCUUGCCCACCUUCACACUGGGGACCAAACUGCAUCCACACGUGCAACUGCCACAAUGGAGCUUUCUGCAGUGCCUAUGAUGGGGAGUGCAAGUGCACCCCAGGCUGGACUGGCCUUUACUGCACACAGAGGUGUCCCCUGGGGUUUUUUGGGAAGGACUGUGCCUUGAUCUGCCAGUGCCAGAACGGAGCCGACUGCGACCACAUCAGCGGGCAGUGCACGUGCCGGACGGGCUUCAUGGGGCGGCACUGCGAGCACAAGUGUCCCCAGGGCACAUAUGGGUAUGGAUGCCGCCAGAUCUGUGACUGCCUGAACAACUCCACCUGUGACCACAUCACAGGGACCUGCUACUGCAGCCCAGGCUGGAAAGGAGCCAGGUGUGAUCAAGCUGGGGUAAUUAUAGUGGGAAACCUGAACAGCCUGAGCCGUACCAGCACUGCCCUCCCUACUGACUCCUACCAGAUAGGAGCCAUAGCUGGAAUCAUCAUUCUUGUGCUGGUUGUGCUCUUCCUGCUGGUGCUGUUCAUCAUUUACAGGCAGAAGCAGAAAGGGAAGGAGACACACAUGCCCACUGUGACCUACACCCCUGCUAUGAGGGUGAUCAAUGCAGAUUACACCAUUUCAGAAACCAUCCCUCAUACCAAUGGUGGAAAUGUCAACAGCCACUAUUUCUCUAACCCCAGUUACCAUACUCUGACUCAGUGCUCCAGCCCACCUCAUGUCACCAACAUGGAGAGACUGACCUUGGCAAAGGCAAAAACCAGCCAGCUGUUUGUGAACCUGAAGAAUAUGGAGCCUGGAAAACGAAGUGCUGUCAUGGACUACACAGGAACACUGCCAGCAGACUGGAAACACGGCGGCUACCUCAAUGAGCUUGGUGCUUUUGGACUUGAUAGGGGAUAUGUGGGGAAGUCCCUGAAAGAUCUGGUGAAGAACUCGGACUACAAUUUAAGUAAUUGCUCACUGAGCAGCUCUGAGAACCCCUAUGCCACUAUCAAAGACCCACCAGCUCUGGUGCCAAAGAGUUCAGAAUGUGGCUACGUGGAAAUGAAGUCCCCAGCACGUCGCGACUCCCCCUAUGCUGAGAUCGCCGGCUCUGCCACGGCCAGCAAGAACGUCUAUGAAGUUGAGCCCACGGUGAGCGUUGUCCAGGGCGCAUUCAGCAGUGGUGGCGGGCGCCUCGGCCAGGAUCCCUACGACCUCCCAAAAAACAGCCACAUUCCGUGCCACUAUGACCUGCUUCCCGUCAGAGAGAGCCCCACGCCCUCCACAGAGGGGGUCAGCAGCAAAUGACCCUGCAAGGAGCUGAUGCCUACAACCCUGGGACUCUCAAGGGGCAGAGUGGCACAGUCGUGCUCCUUCCUCUCUGGUUUACCAUCUCUCUUGGCUCCUGAUCUGUCCUGCAGAUAAAUGCUGUACCUUAAGCAGAAUCUCAGCACGAGGUCUGUAUUGCAUAUACAAGUGACAGAUGGACAAAUGCCACACUCUGGGGAUCCUGAUUCUUCUUUUUUUUUUUUUCUCAUGGCAGUAAAUUUUAUAGAAACAGGUAUGCAACACAUUUAUACUGUAAUAUACUGGCUUAAAAAAUAGUAGUUUGCAGAUUAGUCUUGAUAACAUCACAUUUUAGCGACUUCAAAUAUAGGCUUCAUGUCUGUCAUGUUCCAGAGUAGAAAUACUCCCAGGACAGUGCAAUUUACCAAAUACCACUUUGUACAGGUGAUCUGAUUCACCAGUUACUCACUAGUAGAAGGAAAACUGCCUUGCCAAAUUUUACCUUCCAUUCUUACCUUAAGUCAAGACAUAUUACAAGAAACAAGAUCUGAUGGGGAUAAGGAAGCACAAUGUUGCAGUUGUUUGGGAAAUCCACCAUCAGGCUUUUCUGUCCAUUACAGGUGGUGGAUGUACUUGGCUCGAAUAGUUCUGGAGAUAAAAUAAUUGCAUACAUCAAUAUUUACAUGAUGCUUCAAGAUCUCCUAGUACUGUAGACCCAGCACCAGUCUUCAACAAGUAUUUUGCUACAGUUCAGCUUCACAUGUUGCAAUUCUGACCACUAUUUCUGCCACACACAAAUAAUCCACAACAUAUCAGUUAUUACUUCAAAAAAGAUGUAAACUGAAUCAGUUUUUUUUUGUCACCAUGGACUGAUUAUGUAAGGAGUGGACAAAGGUGAUGACUUCUGUAAAUCUUAACUGCAAGGAAGGGUUUACAUUUUAUAAAAAGGUAGUAAUAAUGACUGUAAUAUAGGAUAAAGAUAGUCAAGUGUUCUUUUUUUUCUUUGAAAUAACUAAGUGAACUCUGUGCAUACUUGCUAAAAAGGCACCUUUUCUUUUUUUAUAGUUGAUAUAGGGAAAACACAUGCUUAAGCUGGUCUUUUGCAUUGCUAAUAAUGUGACACAUGUACCCCCCCCACCUUCAUUAACUUCUCUCUCCAUUUUUAUGCUGUGUGUCUGUGUUUUUAGUGAACUAGCUUGUAACUGAAAAAAUACUCUAGUGUGUGUGUGUCCAUUUCUUUUGCAUUUUUGCCAACUGGCCUUUUGUUUGUCCAGUUCAAGGGACCUCUGGGCAGAGCAAGAGGAUCAAAGUAAGAAUCCACAGUGAUGUCUAUUAGAGGUGAUUAAAAAAUACGUAACAGUUCAGAUUGAUUCAUUAAUUCAGGGGAAGAAAAUCAAGGUGUUUUUUUGUUGAGAAUGACAACAAGAACGCAGAAGAAAAGUAAAAUACAGUUCCUACUUAAAGUUUAGCUUAUGCUGCUGACCAUGUAGAUGGAGACUAUCUUUCCAAAACAGCCCCUUUUUCCAAAAGAGGCUUUCAGUCUUCCAAAAUAGUCUAUUACGAGCUGCACGAUUCAGUGGAAAUUAAACUCACCAAGGGAUGCAUCAGUUUGACAGAAUUUUCCCCAAACACGUCAGCUUGAAGAUAACACUGUUGCUGUAGACUAGGCACCCUCUUUCAGUGAAAAGAUACUUGUAGGAAGCUAAGGUGAGGUGCCAGCAUUUAACGUGACCUGGCAGUGCUUCUGAAGCACUUGUCCUGAGGGCUGGUGUGUCACUGACUAAUGGGGAGAAGGAUCCUGGCUAUUUUAUAGCUCCCUGGGCAUUUCUGCUACAUCCCUGAAGUAAAGAAUUCCAUUACCUUUGGAUUUGGAAAGUACAGAUAUUAGCUAGGAGAUUUCUAAGGCUGCUUGCCAUUUAAUCCCUGUCUAAGAUGAAGUAUUGAUUGGGUUUAUAUGCAUCUAGAUAAAAUGUAGAGCUACUGGUAUAUACAUUUUUUUUUGUAUUGUGUGAACCAGACUUUAAAAUAAAACUUUUCUUCUCUAAAGCCAUGAAGAGAAAAUGCUGCAUUUAACAACUGGGAGUUGACUAAAACUUGUUGCUGUUUUUGAAGACCACUAGGUAAAAUUAUCUUCAUCAUAUAAACAAUUCUUUUUAUAAGGAAAAGUGAAGAGCUAAAUAAAUGUUGUGAGGUUUUUUAAAUUUCCAGCAUGUCGCAUAUCGUCAAGUGAAAUAUUCAGUCAAAUAUUCAUGAAAAUAGAUAAGUUUACUGUCAUUUUACUUAUUGUGUGUGUUCUAAAUGUACACAUGACUGAGGUCUGCCUUCCUGCGUGUGGGUGAAACUCCUGCUGUGUAGUCAGCAGCAGCAAUGCCUGCAUAAAUCUGAGCUGGAUCUGCAGUAUAAGCAGGGCAAGCAAACGGCCUGUGAGUUUACUUCAGAGAAUGAUUCCUGGUGAGGUGGUCAGAACACUGAUUUCCUGGAGUGCACUCUGCUCUCGGCUUCAGAGAUCCCCAGCACCAUCCUCGUGACUGCCAGACAGCUCUGGGUGUAGAUCCCACUGUGGUCUUCACACAAUUCAAAUACUUCUGAAGGUGCAUUCUCUAGGGUGGAGGAGACUGAAGGGGUCAGGUGAUGGAGCGAUUUUAGCAAACACUCAGAGAACUGGCUUCACUUCACUACAGACAGGAAUGGAAAGGGAUGCCUUGCCUCUAUAUAUUCACAUUACAAUAGUGACAAAAUACAGCGUCGAAAAUGGAGGUAGCUCUCCCCUAGCAAUGUGUCACCAUUUUAAUAAAAGGCUGCACCGAGUUAAUACCUGACUUUAAAGUAGUGACUAUAAACUUUAGGCUUUAAAUAUUAUAGGCAUUAUUAAUUCAGGGCACUUAGAAGCAUAACGAAACCCUUAGCUUUCUGCUAUGUCCAAGAUUUUAAUCACAACACACUGUUACACAUAAAAUCUGUGCUUAUCUUGAUCUACUGAGGGAAUUUCCAUUAACUUUAAUUGGAGAUGCACAUGCAGAUUACAGGAAGGAAAAUUUAUUGUGCUCACACUUUCUGCUGAGACAAUCUGCAAGUUCAUACUGAAGUAAAGUUAGGGUGAAAUCAUAAGCAAGGACUGUGUUACACUAAAUAUAUUGGAUUUUCAAGUACACUAACAACAAUUUUUUAUCCAGUAUGUGUCCAAUUAGUAAAUCUUACACCGAAGCUCUAAAGUCCAGACAGAAGAUCAGAGCUAGUUUUGACAAAAAAUGCUUUAUAUUAAAGAUUGUAUAUACAGUAUCUGAAAUUAUUGAAAACAAAUGAGUGUAUGUUUAUUAAUUACUGCAGAGAAAACCUUGUCAUUUGAUACACUCAUCCUAGUGCUAUAGCACUGAAUAUAACUUUUCAGUAUUUUAGCCCACAAGAUUUCACUUUGAUACGAUCGAACUGUAUUAUAUUUUUAAAGAAAACCUAUCAAGUGUGCCUGGUUUUUUUUUUUUUUUUUUUCUUAGUUGCAAGAAAAAAAAGUGUUUUGUUGUGAAAACAUAAAUAUAUUUUCCAAAGAUGACUGAUGUUCAUCAUUCUCCCUUUCACUACCAUGUAUUUCACUUCACAUCCCUGUAGGUUAAUACAAUAAAGUUUCUAAUGAAAGAUGAGAAGUGCUUUGAUUUUUUUUUUUUACUCUGUUUUUCAUUUGCCUACAGGAGAUCUUGAAAUAGCACAGGAGAUGUAUGAAAUAUCAUUUUUGCUCUCAUGGUUUAAUCCAAGCUGGUAACUGAGUACAAUCUGGGUAGUUGCUCCUCUGGGGAGGAGUAGAGGAAACAAAACUCUGUGGGUUGAAAAAAGAACAGUUUAACAAAUGGAAGAAAAUCAAGUAAAUUACUAGUAUUGAUUGUAAUACUAAUACAGAAAAAUCCAUCAUAGGCAGCUGUUUCAGGGUUAAAAAGCUACAAUCCAGUAUUGUAAAGGUACAGUUCUACUUUCCAGGUUUUUCUGUGCAAAUCAGAGAAAUUCCUUCAGUAUUCCUUCAAUGCUGUUGAAAAGAGGGGUUUAAUCCUAAGUAAUUGACUUACAUUCAAACGGCCAUCUUAUUAAUAAAAAAGUAACAAAGAGAGAUCCUCAUUACCUACAUAGGGUAAAUGAUCAUUUGUGGGAGGGGACUUGGGAGAUAGUCCCCCUGAGAUUCCGUGGGAGGUUACCAACGUCUAACUUCCCGCCUCCCCUGAUUGUCAAUCUUUGGUUGUGCCUUCCCCUCAUCCCUGUCAAUCAUUAUGUAAACUAUUCCCCAGUUCUACAAAUUUCUUUGUUCUUUGUAACCCCGUGGGCUGCAGACAACCCGUUCCCGUCCAACACCACAGCUUCGGGGAAGCUUCGGCCUGAACGGGAACUGCAGCGCUUCCUCUCCCACUCAGAGGUCUUUUCCUUUCGACAGUGGUCCUAAGUGGGUGAGUUUUCUGGCUUGGCACCCGACCCUGUCCCUUCUAUCUUAUUUUCUUCCUUUGCCUCUCUGGGGAUUUUUAGUAGCAGUGAGAAUGGGCAAUCACCUUUCUCCUGCCCGGCGGGAUUUUUAUGUCCAUGUUAAGUCUACCCUUGUUUGGGGAAUGUUUCUUUUAAGAAAAGGAAAUUAAAGGCUUUUGUUAAUCUCAUUUUUGAUCAUUUUCCCGAUACUUCAGGGGAUGAUUUUUCUUCUGUUCUGUUUUGGGGAAAGGUUGGGAGGUUGUUAUAUGAUUUACAAGUUAAUGUGAACUUUAGGGUUGGACUUUUUUUCCUCUUUUUCAUUUGAUUUUUACUUUAUUUAAACAAAAGGGGGAGAGUUGGGUCCCAGGUUCUCCUACCCCUCGUUCCGUCCCCCCCAUUCCUAACCCUGUUUCCCCUAAGGGCACGUCAAUGGUGUCAUUGUCGGGACCCGCCCCUCCAGUCCCCAUGGCCACACCCCUGGUGUUAUGAACAAGUUCAUUAGUUAAGUGUUAUGAACAAGUUAAAGGAAUUUAAAGUUAAAUGUGUUAAUUAAGAUUGUUAUUACCUGUUAAAUCCCCGUUGAUCUCCCUUAUAUCUCCCUAUGUUGUACCCCUUCACUGUACUUGUUAUCCAUGUUGUGACCACCGGGUAACACCUCCGCUGCUCCCCAAAAUGGCGACCGGAGCACCCCCAAGAAUAUGCAAAUUAAGGACUGUGACCAGAAACUCAGAAAAACCCCUAAAGAAAACAAGCCAAUUUAAGACCUGAACAACAAACGGACUUUGGCCAUCAGGAAGAAGUCCCUCUGCCUUACCAGCACUGCAGAAUCAACUCCGGAGCGUCGUCCUAACCUAAGUGGAGCCAACCGAGAGCAAAAACCCUAGUCAACGAGCCCAAAAGCGUCUUCCCAGGCACGCCCGCGAGGACGGAAGCCCCAGUUCUGCUGCACAGCAAAACUGACUACCUCCUCCUCUGCGUCGCCGAAGGGAGCAGCGGCGGUGUGCGCGACCCCUCGAGCCCCCACCCAGAGCUGGUCACUCUAAUAAAGGCGUUAAAAAGGAGGUCAUCUCCUUGCCCAUUCAUGACAGCUUGGUGCAUUGGCCGGGAAAGCCACACCUGAAGAGGACGCCAGGAUUGGGAUGGCUGCCCACCCUGGACCUCCAGGAUCGCUGGCUAUCCGGACGGAGGAGAGGACCAGCCCGGGCACGACGACGCAGAGGAGCGCUGGAGGGUGAGAAUCCCGGUGGCGGGCGAAGGAGGCGUGGGAGUGGUGUGUGAGUGAGACGAGGGCUGGCAGCCCGGACUCUCGAGGCGAGAGGGACCCCUAGUACCGCGGUUUCGGACUCCCGCGAGGGGGCCGGCCGGGAACGGGGGGAAGCGAAAGAGACUGGUGAGAAAGAGGCGUCUCCUGGGGUUAAUAAGGGCCCCCCCGGGCGUGCAGGGGAUAGCCAGGUGUGAGUGGCACGCAGCAGGGCUAGGUCUCCCUAGCGGUCUGGGUGGGUCCGGGCGUGGGGAAUACCCAGACGGUGUGUGAGUCCCACGCAUUCACUGGGUGCCCCCAGGCACUGCCGGCACCGAGCGCUCACGAGGGCCCUUGCUUCCCAGGGCCGGGACAGACGUGCCGUAGGUGGUGCGCUGCCGCGGUCUCAGGGAGGGGACCGUAAACCCACAGCCGAGAGCACCGGGGUGGGGAGUCGGAAGGGCAAGGCCAGGCACCACACAUUCCGCACACAUCCCUUUCGCCAAGGCUAUUCCGCUGGGGAGGGGAAGCCAAGCCGGACCGGUGGACGGCAAAGGGGUCGGGCCCCGCUUGGGUUGAUCUCAGUGUUUUUGGGGGGAAAGGAUACCCCCGGGUAACCCUACGGAGUCUCCUGGACCCUUCCUACCUCCGUUCAAAAAAUUUAGGAAGGAACGGUAUUAGAACAGGGCAGUUUAGCCCGGGGCAGCGGACUAAAGGCGUCCGGCCUGGCGGGAGGCUAGACUAGGGGAGGUCCUGGUGCCGGCAGAGAGGCUUCUAAUACCGUGUACCCUGGUUGGUGUCGAAAAGUGUGCUCAGGAGUCUCUAGGGUAGAGGCGAGGCACGGGGGUACAAUUAGGGGGUCGAAUCACUAGGAUAGGCCCUGGUGUCGGGCUGUCUUAGGGGAGGCCUAGGAAGUCGAUACCAAAAGUGUGAGUGUGGAGAUCUGCCCGGGUGGAGAAAGUGUGUGUGGAUCCCGUUUUUUUUAUUCCCUGGAGUGAAAGGGAGGUGCGAAAGAGGUCUGUGAGGGAUUAAGUUGCACUGAGGGGGGAAAAGGCUUACGUUGAAGUUAAUCAGUUUUAGUUCAGAAAGUGUUUGUUUGGUUGUAGAUUUGUGUUGCCCAUCUGUAACUUUCCUUUCGGGUAGGGGCACCUUUGAGGGGAUUUAAGUUGUUGAUUUGAAAUGGGACAGUGUGCGAGCAGGAGAGGAAGCCCCUUGUGGGGAAAAAGAAGAUAAAAAGCCUUCCCAUAGAGAGUCCACUAGGACAGUUAUUGAGUAAUUGGGAGUCUCAGGAAGCCACCAAAUCCCUAGACCAAGUAAAAAUGAUUUAUUUUUGCACAGAGAUUUGGCCAAAGUUAAAAUUACAGGGCAGGUGGCCGUGGUAUGGAACAAAUGAUCCAUGGAUUUGUUCCCAAUUACAUCAUUAUUUAAAAACACAAGAGACUCCCGACAUCGAGCAGAUAGAAUAUGCUGCUUGUUGGUUGAAAGCUAUGAGUAAAGAGAGUGUGAAGAUCCAUAAACUAAAAAGGAAAGAGGAAGAUAAGGAGGAACAUGGGGACACGCAAACCACUCCUAAGACCUGGGAUCCCCUUGAUCAUUUGCCACCUCCUCCUCCUCCAAUAUACCCAGCCCUGAAUCCUAACCCUCUACAGGCUCCCCCAGCAAUAAUCCCACUACCACCCCCUCCUAAUAUUUAUAUACAAGACCCAAACCAGUCCCGAUUUCCCCAGCCCCUAUCUCGACUCCUUCCACAACACCCCUCUCCGCCCCAAUACCUUUGUCUAAUUUUCCAGCAUACAAUUCGGCUUCUAAUUUGGCUUCUCCCCCAAACAAUCUCUCUCCGCCAACCAUAUCUCAGAUUCCACCUACUCCUGGUGUUUCUAACCCUAAACCAGAACCUCCCCCUAUCCCUGUAGUAACUUUUCCAACUUCCCCUAGCUCGGCAACACCCCAAAAUUUAGCCUUACACCCCAGUCCCACGAAUUUACACUCUUCUCCCUCACCUGCGUCCAUCCCUUUACCACCUUCUAAUUGGGACCUGAGUUCAUCGUCCCCUCCUGUUAGUGACCACCAUGACCCUACAGUCCAGGCAUCCCCCCAAACUGAUAACAGUAUGAAAGGCCCUUGGUGCAAUACUCGGUCAAGAACCACAAAACUGGAAAAAAUGAUGCCACUCAGGGAGGUUCCAAUGGGUGGAAUGAUGGGAGGGGUAGGAUUUGUAAACGCUCCACUUACUGCCUCGGAAGUCAGGAAUUUUAAGAAAGAGUUGGGGAGCUUGGUGGAGGAUCCAGUAGGGAUCUCAAACCAGGUGGACCAGUUUCUUGGACCUAACAUCUACACCUGGGGGGAGUUUAAUUCCAUACUGAAUAUUUUAUUCUGCCCUGAAGAAGUGAGGAUGAUUCGGGCAGCAGGAAUACGAAUUUGGGAGAGGGAGAAUAGGAUGGGGCCCCCUGGAGAUUUAAAAAUGCCCUUGGUAGACCCGGGGUGGGCCCCCAAUAGGGAAGAAGGCAGCAGAAAUAUGAGGGGUUAUAGGUCCUUAAUAAUCAAAGGUAUAAAGGAGUCGGUUCCCUGAAGCAGUAACACCAAAUUAGCUUUCGAGGGGACCCAGGAAAAAGAUGAGACCCCUGCAAAUUGGCUGAAUAGAUUGAGAAGGAAUUUUCAGCUAUAUUCCAACAUAGAUUCUGAUAGCCCAGAAGGACAAGUGCUUUUAAAAGUGCAGUUUGUGACAAAGUCUUGGCCAUAUAUAAGGAGAAAAUUAACAUGGGAGGUUCACAGACAUGGAAAAGUAAAAUAUGGACCCCAGAGGAAAUUAUUCAAACCUAUGGGCCAGCUACAUGGGUUCAGGAUGGGUCCUGGGGAUACCGUACCCCCAUUUAUAUGCUUAAUAGGAUAAUCAGACUCCAAGCAGUACUAGAAACUGUAUCAAAUCGAACAGCAUUGGCAUUUGAACAUGUAGGUGACCAAUUAUCACAAACAAGGGCAGUAAUCUAUCAAAUCAGAUUGGCAGUAGUCUAUUUAUUGGCAGAUGAGGGAGGUAUAUGUGGAAAGUUUAAUUCAUCAGAGCGCUGCUUGGAGAUUGAUGACAAAACUGCAGUAAUUAAAAAUAUAUCAAAAGAAAUUCGUAAAUUGACCUAUGUUGGAACUCAAGAGUGGACACCUUUAAUAAGUGACAACUGGUGGGACGAAUUCUGGUCUUUCAAGGGAACAUGGUGGAAAAAGGCUGCAUUUAUUACAAUCUGUGCAAUAUCAGGAUUAUUACUUUUACCCUGUAUAAUCCCCUGUUUAAUCCGGGCUGUGACUUCAACUGUUGGGGCAGGUAUGCAACUUUCUGAAGGGUCUACCCAGAAACCAACUAAAAUGAUGUUGAUGAAAAAUCAGGGGCAGAACCAUGAGAAUGCCAGAGAAAUUUAUAAUAAAUUUCAGAGACUCAGAAAAGUUUAUUUUCAGGAGCCAGAAACAGCAAAUUGAUGCGGGCAUAAGCCCGAUCAAAGAAAUAGAGGGGGGAGUUGUUAUGAAUAAGUUCAUUAGUUAAGUGUUAUGAACAAGUUAAAGGAAUUUAAAGUUAAAUGUGUUAAUUAAGAUUGUUAUUACCUGUUAAAUCCCCGUUGAUGUCUCCCUUAUAUCUCCCUAUGUUGUGCCCCUUCACUGUACUUGUUAUCCAUGUUGCGACCACCGGGUAACACCUCCGCUGCUCCCCAAAAUGGCGACCGGAGCACCCCCAAGAAUAUGCAAAUUAAGGACUGUGACCAGAAACUCAGAAAAACCCCUAAAGAAAACAAGCCAACUUAAGACCUGAACAACAAACGGACAUUGGCCAUCGGGAAGAAGUCCCUCUGCCUUACCAGCGCUGCAGAAUCAACUCCGGAGCGUCGUCCUAACCUAAGUGGAGCCAACCGAGAGCAAAAACCCUAGUCAACGAGCCCAAAAGCGUCUUCGCAGGCACGCCCGUGAGGACGGAAGCCCCAGUUCUGCUGCACAGCAAAACUGACUACCUCCUCCUCUGCCUCGCCGAAGGGAGCAGCGGCGGUGUGCGCGACCCCUCGGGCCCCCACCCAGAGCUGGUCUGUGGUGGUGCGUUAUUUUAUGUCUUACUGGCGUUACGGUUGUACGGGUCAGUUUUCCUGUUUUUGUUCAAUUUUAUAGUUAGUAUGUUCUAUGUACCCCCCUCUCCCUUUUCCCUAUUGGUAUGGCCCCAACCCUUCCCGCCUUUCCCCUUGUCCGUCACCAGACCACUCCCAGUCACCCCACCAAACCACUCCCUCGUCUCCACCCAGGAGCCCUGCCAAUCACCCAGCGCCCCGCCCCGAGAUCCAGAAACUUCCAUCCAGGGCGUCGAGUGAUUGGUGAAGGCCCAGGGCCCCUCCCGUUCUAUUGUUCCAUUGGCCCCUUACCUCGGACCCCUCCCCAGGGAGCCACCCACACCUUUUCCCUAUUGGUCCCAGUUCUCUCCGCCCCCACUCUAUAUAAUCCUGUGUCAGGUAGUUUCUCUUCGCCUUCCUUGGUUGGCACUCAAGCGUUAGUUGGAUCCUAGUUCGUUUCUUCCUCACCCUGAGGGAAAUAAAAGGAUCGUUCUGCCCCCAAA
Messenger RNA from Taeniopygia guttata (zebra finch), 14140 nucleotides. It is a transcript of the gene MEGF10, whose product is annotated as multiple EGF like domains 10. Gene Ontology annotation, molecular function: protein binding. NCBI's taxonomy places the organism in Eukaryota, Metazoa, Chordata, Aves, Passeriformes, Estrildidae. The record is from RefSeq and is a predicted model, not a curated record. Gene Ontology annotation, cellular component: membrane.